AUGACGAUCAAACAAAUUCUUGCCCAGCUCGACGGGGUGUUUCCAAUGGACGAAGCCGUUGUCGACGCUCUUCCAAGAGGGAGCACGUUCGUGUCCGUUGAACAGUUUGGAACCAGUGCUUGGACUAUUACGGGUCGUCUCAUAGCAUUGGACCCGGAUGGAUCCGAGAAGGUUUACUUUGUCAAGGUCGCAUAUGGCGAAUCAGGCCGCAUUAUGCUUCACGGCGAGUUCGAGUCGUCCAAGAUAAUCUAUAGCACCAUGUCAGAUUUCAUUCCGGAGCCAUUCGGAUUUGGCAAGUUCAAGGUGCAAAGUCCGCCGACGUACUUCUAUCUCUCCGAGUUUGUCGACAUGGAUGUUACAACGGCCCCGGAUCCAGGAGAUUUUUGUCAUAAUCUUGCUAGAUUACACAAAUUAAGCAAGUCCCCGACUGGCAAGUUUGGGUUUCACAUCCCGACUUGCGACGGCGAUAGAGCUCACGUGGUUGACUGGCAAGACAGCUGGGCGGUGUUUUAUAGGAACCUGUUUCUUGGUGUCUGUGAACUCGACAUAAAGCGGAAUGGCCCAUGGCCUGAAUACGAAAAAGCCAUCCAACAGGUUGCUUGGAAAGUCAUCCCUCGGCUGCUCGAACCUCUUCAAUCCGAAGGGCGCCAGAUCAAGCCGUGCAUCAUCCAUGGCGACCUUUGGGAAGGCAACAUGGGAAUAAAGAUGGAGACUGGAGACACCAUCCUAUUCGAUGCAGGUUCAUACUUUGCUCACAACGAGAUGGAGCUAGGUCACUGGCGGUGCGAGUUCAGCUCCGUUUUCAGAGCCAAGGUGUACACGCGGCACUACCUGAGGAACUAUCCUGCUGCGGAACCAGUGGACGAGUUUGAAGACCGCAAUCGACUCUAUAGUCUCAAGGGUGCUAUUAACUACGCGGCUGGACAUCCAGGGAGCGUUCUAAGGAAGACCGCGUACAACAAUAUGUGCUAUCUGUGCGAGAAAUAUGCCCCUGUGGAUGGGAUUGAUAAAUACGAUCCUCACAUCGACCCAUCUAUUACAGGAGCUCGCAUUGUCCCCCAUCUUGAUGAUGAUUUGAUUUGA
Trichoderma asperellum CBS 433.97 is the source of this 1083-nucleotide messenger RNA. RefSeq lists its product as uncharacterized. Lineage: Eukaryota; Fungi; Ascomycota; Sordariomycetes; Hypocreales; Hypocreaceae. The record is from RefSeq and is a predicted model, not a curated record.